Molecule: messenger RNA, 2436 nt
Organism: Aureobasidium melanogenum CBS 110374
Lineage: Eukaryota; Fungi; Ascomycota; Dothideomycetes; Dothideales; Saccotheciaceae
Product: glycoside hydrolase
Exons: 3
Coding region: 1-2436 (811 amino acids)
Biological process (GO): protein N-linked glycosylation; oligosaccharide metabolic process
Cellular component (GO): endoplasmic reticulum membrane
Molecular function (GO): Glc3Man9GlcNAc2 oligosaccharide glucosidase activity
Source: RefSeq, a predicted model, not a curated record
AUGGCUCCGUGGUUACUAUCGGCCGCUGUGACUCUGUUGCAGCUGUUGCCUGAGACAGCAGUCGCUCAGGAUGUCGCUUCGCCCUUCACAAAGGCUUCCAAUGAUUCGCUUCUUUGGGGUCCUUACCGUCCAAACUUGUACUUUGGUGUAAGACCGAGACUGCCAAAGAGUGUGCUUACCGGCUUGCUGUGGGCCAAGGUUGAAGACUUUGCCUCUGUCCAGAACAAUUUCCGAUACACAUGCGAGCAACACGAGGGCAUGGCCGGCUACGGCUGGGAUGCAUACGACCCGAGAACUGGUGGUUCGCAAACCAUUCACGAUGCUGGAAACCAAAUUGAUGUCACAACCGACUUCGUCAAGUUCCCCGACCAUGGCUCUAAUGGAGGAUCUUGGGGUGCAAGAAUCAGGGGCGUACCAAGAGAAGACGCUUCAGACGACCUCAAAACUACCAUGAUCUUCAACAUUGCUGUCGAAGGAUUGGGAAGCUUGGUCGUUGAUAACGCAGAAGAGGAAGACAACGAAAAUGGUUUCGAUGGAGACGUUGUCAUCACUGGAGAAACUCCUGAGUUGGGUACCUUCACUGUUACAAUCGUUGAUCGCAAGGGAGAGAAACCCAACCAUGUCCAUCCUUCGUUCCAGGAAAAGCCCAUCGACAGGACUUUGGUGCACAGUGUGCAGAUCCCUGAGGCUGCCUUGUGGCAGGCCAAGCCCGUUCUCUUCUCCUCGAUGAAGAAUAGUCUCGACAAGUACAUCGAAACUUACACCGCCGAAGCCAUGCCUCCCCCAAUGCAAGCUUUCACCAUCCCCAAUGCACCCGGCGCUGGUAACAUGCAUUUCGUGCAGAAGGUCUUCGAAGGCGCAUUCGAGUUCGACGUCAUCUUCUCCUCUGGUUCCGGUCCCAAGCCUAUCCAAUCAGCAGAUCUGUCUGAGAAGAUCGAUGCAACCAUCAAAUCCUUUUCCGAGCGCUUCAUCCAAUCCUUCAAGCCGCAGAAACCUUUCAAUGACAAGAAAUACACCGGUCUUGCCAAGUCGCUCUUCUCCAACCUGAUCGGAGGCAUUGGUUAUUUCCACGGUGAUUCGGUCGUGGAUCGUUCAUAUGCACCCGAGUACGAGGAGGAGAACGAAGGAUUCUGGCAAGAGACUGCUGAAGCAAGAGCAAGGAACCAACAGAAACUGGAGGGUCCAUACGAGCUCUUUACUGGUACUCCCUCAAGACCCUUCUUCCCUCGUGGUUUCCUCUGGGACGAGGGUUUCCACUUGCUCCCCAUUAUUGAUUGGGACGUCGAUCUCACCCUGCAGAUCAUCAAGAGUUGGUUUAAUUUGAUGGAUGACGAUGGCUGGAUUGGCCGUGAACAGAUUCUCGGACCCGAGGCUCGCAGCAAGGUUCCUCAGGAGUUCCAGACUCAAUACCCUCACUACGCCAACCCUCCUACUCUCUUCUUCGUCAUCCACUCUUUCCUGGACAAGAUUGCUGCUGCAAAGUCUGGCCAACAGAUUCUUGGCUCGGAGAACGCUAACGGUGUUCUCGCCAACCCUGAUGCUGCUCUGCAAUACCUUCGUGAUCUUUAUCCUCUUCUCAAGAAGCACUACGAAUGGUUCCGCAAGACUCAAGCUGGUGACCUCAAAUCAUACGAUCGUCCUGCUUUCUCGAAGAAGGAAGGCUAUCGCUGGAGGGGAAGCACAAAGACCCAUCUCCUGACCUCAGGUCUCGAUGACUACCCUCGUCCUCAACCUCCUCAUCCUGGUGAGCUGCACGUCGACUUGAUGUCCUGGAUGGGCAUGAUGACCCGUGCCAUGAAGCGCAUCGCAACGACUCUUACCGAAACCGACGAUGCAUCGACCUACGCAAAGAUCGAGAAUGCCAUCAUUCGCAACCUUGACGACCUGCACUGGUCUGCUGACGAGCAAGCAUACUGCGAUGCUACAGUUGAUGAGUACGAAGAGCAUGCUCUUGUCUGCCACAAGGGCUACAUCUCACUCUCACCGUUCUUCGCUGGUCUAUUGGCACCGGACCACCCUCAUCUGGGUGAAGUCCUUGACCUCAUCAGCUCACCUGAGCAUCUCUGGUCGCCUCAUGGCAUCCGCUCCCUUUCACAGCAAGAUGCCCUUUACGGUACUGAGGAGAACUACUGGCGUUCGCCCGUCUGGCUUCCCAUCAACUACCUCGUCGUCAAGGAACUACUCAACACAGCUUCUGCCACUGGACCUCACCAGAAGCGUGCCGCCAAGAUGUACACCGAGCUGCGCAAGAACCUUGUGGAUACAGUGUACAAGUCAUGGGAGAAGACUGGAUUUGCUUGGGAGCAAUAUAACCCAGAAACUGGAGAGGGACAGCGUACCCAGCAUUUCACUGGCUGGACUAGUCUGGUUGUUAAGAUCAUGGCUAUGCCUGAGGUGCCGAGUGUCAAGGCAGGAAGUGGACAUGAUGAGCUGUAG